CAACUGAGUUGUCAGUUGAAUUAGUAGUUGUCAAAACCAUUGGUGGGUACACAACUCAACUCUGUUGCCUUUGUUAAGUUGUAUGCGAGCUGUCAAAACCAAAAACAACUACUGUGUAUUUAUUGUAUUCGCGUCGGCAAGCGUAAAUAUGGAGAAAAACAAAGUUUCAACCAAACAACAACUAGACCGCCUUGUCGAUUUAGUUAAAAAGAAUCCUAACAUUGGCAGAGGUAAACGCAUAUAUGGAACGAGACGUGACGAAAUAAAUCAGACGUGGGAGAAAUAUGCCGACGAGCUGAAUAGCCUGGGACCGCCAACGAGAACAGCGACGGAAUGGCAAAGGGUGUGGAUCCAUUAUAAAGCCAACCUAAAGCGCAAAUUGGCGCGCACUAAAGAGCACCUCGAGACGAAUGGCAGCAGACUGGGUGUAUUCCACGAAAUCAGCUUGUCUGCAACUGAGGAGAAGGCAUUUGAGAUCACACAAAUGGAUUUUUCCUUCAGCACAAACGAAUUCAUUGAUGUGAGUGACGAACGAAUUAAAACUCCAUCACCACCAGCUGCUGAAUCAUCGCUAAUUGCUGGAAACACCGAACAACCGACAACCAAACCAGCGAAGACAACAGUAGCGCAGCUGGAAUUGCUUGAAGCGAUGGCUGGCAAGCAAAAUGAAAUGCUGCGUACGCUUAGGAACAUGCAAAGCACACAACAUAAGUUGUACCAGUUGAAGUUGGAGAAACUGAAGUUGCUGAAGAAACGUGAACGUGAGGCGAGUGCCUUGCGUAAACUAAGGACAGAGCUGGCAAAAGCAAAAUUAAUGCAAAUUAAAAAGUAAAUGCGUGUGUGUUUAAUACAAGUGAAGAGGAUUUGACGAAUAAUGCAAAAGCGAUUUAAAAACACUUUUUUAUUGAAAAUUAUUGCAGUUAUUGUUAUAAUUUGUUUCACAUAGGAAUCUGUGUAUAUGUAUAUGUAGAUUAUAUAUGCUCAAGUAUAUUAUAUAUAAUAUGUAUGUAUGUAUUCAUGUAUGUAUAUUGUAUAUAAUUGGUAUGUAAUUGAAUUGAUAAGUUUAGUAUUAGUAUAUGUAUACUAUGCAAGUAGUUAGUUUUAUAUAUUUAUAUUAAUAUAUGUAUGCGUGUAUUAUUCACGGCGUUUGGAUAGCUUAACUCGGUUUUUAGUCUUACAUACUUUCA
This is a messenger RNA of Zeugodacus cucurbitae (melon fly), 1187 nucleotides long. RefSeq lists its product as uncharacterized. The record is from RefSeq and is a predicted model, not a curated record. Bases 83 to 832 code for a protein of 249 amino acids. Lineage: Eukaryota; Metazoa; Arthropoda; Insecta; Diptera; Tephritidae. The transcript is spliced from 3 exons.